Hyalella azteca is the source of this 1752-nucleotide messenger RNA. RefSeq names its product carotenoid isomerooxygenase. The transcript is spliced from 11 exons. The coding region runs from base 77 to 1567 and encodes 496 amino acids. NCBI's taxonomy places the organism in Eukaryota, Metazoa, Arthropoda, Malacostraca, Amphipoda, Hyalellidae. The record is from RefSeq and is a predicted model, not a curated record. Gene Ontology annotation, biological process: retinal metabolic process; carotene catabolic process. Gene Ontology annotation, molecular function: carotenoid dioxygenase activity; beta-carotene 15,15'-dioxygenase activity.
CUUCCGUAUCUUGAUUAACAAUUUAAGUGAAUUUAACUAACUUUUUCAGAAACCUAACCUCACAUAAUUAGCCGACAUGGUUCAUGAUUUUGGUCUUCGCUGUCGUCACUGCGACGCCGAGACUCUGGAACCCGUUGAAGCCACGGUUACAGGCUGCAUCCCCGAGUACGCUUACGGGGACUACCUCUUCAAUGGCGGGGGCAUCGGCAAAUUUGGAGACGCCGAGUAUCAACACACCUUCGAUUUGGGGGCCGUCCUGCAAAAAGUGAGCGUAUCCAGCUCGGGUAGUAGUUACAUGUCCCGCUACCUGCAGACGUCAACGCUGGCACGCAACCAAAAAGCAGGAACCAUCGUCGUGCCGGAGUUCGGCACCAAAGCCGUCGACUUGAACGGAAACAGCGGCUUCUUGGGGAAGGUGGCGAAGAUGGCAAAUUAUUCAAAGCACAUGUCCGAUAACGCCCCUGUAAGCAUUCUGGCUCACAAUGACAAGGUCUACGCCAUCGGUGAUAUGUCGGUGUGGUUUGAAUUGGACGUGCAAAACCUUUCUGUCAAACGCAAGAAUACUGACCUCGACAAAGCCGGCCUGGUGACCUGCUGCCCUCACUUCAAGCGGGCCAGCAACGGCAACGUCGUGUCUGUCGGUCAGAGCAUCACGGCCGUCGGCCCCAAGUAUAACGUCGUCGAAUUCCCGGCCGACGGUGGGCUUCCCACGGUCUUAGCAAGAGCCAGUCCUCGCUGGAAAUUGUCGGCAAGUCUCCUGCACGACUUUGGAAUCACUCAAAAUUAUCUGGUUUUCCUCGAGCAGCCGCUCUACGUCCGAUUCGUUGAAGUGAUCAAGGCUGUUCUAAAAUGCUCGUGUUUCGUCGACACAUUUAAAUGGUGUCCCGAAGAAAACACAUCAUUAACUCUGAUCGACCAGCGAUCUUGGCAACCAAUUACCCAGAAAUUUACUUUCGAACCCAUGUUCAUCGUACACUUCGUCAACUCCUACGAAACUGAGGGUGGCGACCUCGUCAUUGACCUAGAGUGCUUCGAAAGUCCAGAAUUGAUUAUGGACAGCUACAUCAGUAACCUCAGGGAACCCAAAGAUCGGCAAGCACUACAUGUCCACUUCUCCAUCAACCUUAAGCGUAUCAUCGUUCCCCUGUCUCAAGCCAGCCACUCAUCCGAGAUUCAUCUAGAGGCGAAGAUGUUGACGGAGCUUGGCUUUGGCAACCCUAAAGUCAACCCAAAUUACGAGGGCCGAGAGUACACCUAUGCCUACGGCGUGGCCCACACCGAGCACGAUCACGGCAGAUUGACGAAGCUUGACGUGAGAACCGGAGAAGUCGUUCACUUCACCGAGCCUGGACUCUACCCAGCCGAACUGAUGUACAUACCCAACCCACAUGAGAAGGCGGAAGACGACGGUGUUGUCGUGAGCUUCUGCCUGUCGUCGCGCGACGCUCGCCUCGGGACGCUCUUGUUCCUCAGCGCCGCCGACAUGAAGCUCCUGGCGAGGGUCGAGUUCACUGCCGCCGGCUCGGUCACCUGGACUUCCCACGGCACAUUUAUUCCCGAGUCAUAAAGCUAUAAUAUGAUUAACCCAUUCUUUUAGGCUAAACAUUUCUCAUUAGUGGCCGAUUAUGUUAAUAGGUAAUAUAGUUAUUGCUAAAAUUCAUUGUUAAUAGAGCGCAUAGGAUCACGAAAUGACGUUUUCCACUUCUAAAUAAAAUUAUAGCAUUCUACGGUUAUAUUAAUUAUAAAUCGGAU